Molecule: messenger RNA, 605 nt
Organism: Beta vulgaris subsp. vulgaris (sugar beet)
Lineage: Eukaryota; Viridiplantae; Streptophyta; Magnoliopsida; Caryophyllales; Amaranthaceae
Product: auxin-responsive protein SAUR21-like
Exons: 1
Coding region: 84-359 (91 amino acids)
Biological process (GO): response to auxin
Source: RefSeq, a predicted model, not a curated record
UCAAACUCAAAACUUCAUCCCCUACAAAGAGUUGUAUAAAAAGCUCAUUUUCUUUCUCUCUUGCUCAGUUUCCUUCCAACGAUAUGGCUAUUCGUUUCCCUUCUAUGCUCGCUCAUGCGAAGCAAAUUCUUUCCAGAAAUCAGCAAGUAGUUCCAAAAGGAUAUAUCCCAGUUUAUGUAGGAGAACAAGCUGAAAAGAAGAGAUAUGUGGUGCCACUUUCAUACUUAAGUCACCCUACAUUCCAGAACUUGCUACAACGUGCUGAAGAAGAGUUCGGGUUUAAUCAUCCUAUGGGUUGUCUGACGAUUCCUUGCACUGCAGAAACAUUCUUUAGACUAACUUCUGAACUCAAGUGCUAAGGGAAUGAUAUGAAGAACAACUAACCAGCAAUGUUUCACUGACUAUUCUAAUUAUUUUAGGGAUUUUUUGUUUUCUUCCCUUAAAAAUGUUUAUUAACCCAGUAUCAAUCAAUACUGUACAGAUUACAGUGUACUUUUUUCCCCCUAUCUGCAUCAUUCAGAAGGGUGGCUUAAUAUAUUUUUUCAAGGAGUUGAAUUUCUAACUAUUGCCUGUACUUCUCAGUACUUUUCUAGUGUAUCAAAUUU